Molecule: messenger RNA, 591 nt
Organism: Beauveria bassiana ARSEF 2860
Lineage: Eukaryota; Fungi; Ascomycota; Sordariomycetes; Hypocreales; Cordycipitaceae
Exons: 2
Coding region: 1-591 (196 amino acids)
Source: RefSeq, a predicted model, not a curated record
AUGCGUCCUUCAUCUUUCCUGUCCUUCUCGUUCCUGUUAUCCGGCCACUUCAUCGCGACUGAAGCUGCAAACCCCAUCUUUGGUUCCUUUGUAACGCCCGCCUGUGAAGCAUGCCUCGAUGCCGCGUUUGACAGCUGCCCUGGAGAUUACAAGUCGCGCGGAUACGCCGAAUGCAUGUGCGCCGGCGAAGGCGGCCGCAAGGCCGCUGCCUGUGCUGCGCAGCGGUGUGAUCACAGCAUCAACGAGGAGACGAAUGUGGUCAUUGCACUGGCCACAUAUUGCGUCGGUAUUCUGAAGGAAACAUGUCCUGGAUUCAAGAAAUUUCUCCCCCAGUCGGUGUAUGAUCGAGAUUGCUCAUCCAGCACUACCGCGACCGGUACUGCUCAGACUGCAGCCACCACCACCGCUACCACCACCACUACCAACGCGGGUGGUUUGCCUACUAGCAGUAGUAGUGCUCCAACUACUGUCGAGUCCAAGAGCGCCACUCCGUCGCAGACCAAGUCUGCUUCUUUCGCGACGGCGGCCGCUGUUCCUGCAUGGGGUAUUUUCGCAGGGCUACUGGGUCAAGCUGUACAAAUGGCGUUAUAA